This is a messenger RNA of Oryza sativa Japonica Group (Japanese rice), 1966 nucleotides long. RefSeq lists its product as uncharacterized. NCBI's taxonomy places the organism in Eukaryota, Viridiplantae, Streptophyta, Magnoliopsida, Poales, Poaceae. The record is from RefSeq and is a predicted model, not a curated record.
CAUUUCCGUCAAUUGAACACAAGAAUCACAAAUAACACUCAAUUACAUUACAGAUAUGGAGCUGGUUUUUUACACCUCGAGGGGAUGUCUUCGAUCCGAGGCAGGGCGGCUUUAGUUGUAGCCUCUGUUGGUGUGCCUAUUCUCCACGCUACUGCUCCAAGAGGCCAUGAGUGCAGAUCCAGUGAAAGUGAGCACCACAACCAUGUUCCCCACAAUCCCACGAGACCACACGAACAAGGACUUUCGGGUGUUACUGCGCGUCGAGGCACCACCAAUGGCAGAUCUCAAGGGCCAUGUCCCCAUAGACGUCGUCGAGGUGCUCGAUGUCAGCGGCAGCAUGGGUGAUCCGGCAAUGGCUUCCUCCGACUUCAAGAAGAACAAGCCCCCGUCGAGGCUGGAUGUGCUGAAGGACGCCAUGAAGUUCAUCAUCAGGAAACUUGAAGACGGAGAUCGUCUCUCCAUCGUGGCGUUUAACGAUCGACCUGUCAAAGAAUAUAGCACUGGUUUAUUGGACAUCUCCGGUAAUGGUCGGAGAAUUGCUGAAAAGAAAGUUGACUGGCUCGAGGGCCGCGGAGGCACUGCACUUAUGCCAGCCCUGGAGGAGGCCAUCAGGGUAUUGGAUUGUCGGCCCGGUGACAGCCGGAACCGCGUAGGGUUCAUUCUCCUCCUGACGGACGGCGACGACACGAGCGGGUUCAGGUGGAGCCGUGACGUCAUCAAUGGCGCCGUCGGCAAGUACCCCGUGCACACCUUCGGCUUGGGCGCGGCGCACAGCUCGGAGGCGCUGCUCUACAUCGCGCAAGAAUCGCGCGGCACCUACUCCUUCGUCGACGAUGAGAACAUGGACAAGAUCGCCGGCGCCCUCGCCGUGUGCCUCGGCGGGCUCAAGACCGUCGCCGCUGUCGACACGCGCGUCAGUGUCAGGGUCGCCGAGCUAAGCGGCGCGCGGAUAGAGCGCAUCGACUCCGGCGGCUACGAGAGCCGCGUCGCGUGCGGCGGGGCGUCCGGUGAGGUCGUCGUCGGCGUCCUCUACGCCGGCGAGGUGAAGAGCUUCAUCAUCCAUCUGCACCUGCCUGCUGCGUCGGUGUCAUCUUUGGAGUGCGGCUACUGCGACGCCGCAACCGUCUGUGACCACCACGGCCACCAUUGUCAUCGUCGUCACGAGCAGCGGCUGCUCGACGUCGGCUACUCCUACCGCCGCGCCCCGGAUGCCGCAGCGAUAUCCAUCGUUGGGCGUGGUGUGUUCGUCCAAAGGCCGGAGGAGGUAGUUGACGCCGAGGGAGCUGAGGUAGCCGUGCUCCUCCUCUCGACGUCGUCCAUGGUGCUGCAACACAUCGUCCGGUUCGAGCUGCUGGAGAUCGUGGCCGGCUUCGUCGAGAGCGAGAUCAUCAUCUUGGAGAAGAAAACGACGACGACGACGACGGAGCAGCUGCAGCGUAAGUGGGAGGAGGUCCGGCGAGCCUGGCAGGUCUUGGGCGUCGUCGAGCUGGACGGCAUGGAGAAGGAGGUGGACGCCAUGGUGAGCAGCCUGAGCAGGGGACUGGCCUACGUCAGCUCGUGGGUGUCGAGCCACCAGAUGCAGCGCGCCACCGCCAUGGGCUCGCCGGAGAAGGUGGCGGCGGAGUUCAUGACGCCGGCGAUGGUGAGCAUGGUGGAGGAGGCGCGGAGGCUGCUGCCGCCGACAGCGGCGAAGAAGAACCCCGGGUUCGGGUGCGACGAUGAUGUGCAGGACAUGAUCGGGCAGCGGCUGGAGCUGUGGUCGAAGGUGAGGCGGGAGGUGCCGCUGAUGUACGAGGCGUCGGCGUCGGCGGAGGAGGAGGAGCAGCAGCAGGUGACCGCCGUGUUCCGGGAGGCGUCGCUGGAGGCCAUCGACCGCGCCAUGCACCGCGACGUGUACCUGGCCGUGGUGCACGCGAGCAACCGGAAGCGAUGCGACGGCCACCGCGAUCCGGCGACGGGGAAGUAG